Ostrinia furnacalis (Asian corn borer) is the source of this 914-nucleotide messenger RNA. Its product is annotated as trypsin-like. Gene Ontology annotation, biological process: proteolysis. The transcript is spliced from 6 exons. The record is from RefSeq and is a predicted model, not a curated record. Gene Ontology annotation, molecular function: serine-type endopeptidase activity. Bases 1 to 903 code for a protein of 300 amino acids. Lineage: Eukaryota; Metazoa; Arthropoda; Insecta; Lepidoptera; Crambidae.
AUGCUGUCGGUGUUGUGUGCGUGUGUGGUUGUCAGUGUGGGCUGCGCGAGCGCACAGGACCUUGCGGCUCCUUCUGAAACAAAGUUGUACACCGGCUCGCUGUCCCCAGAAUGCGUGUCCAGCUACCACCAGAUAUUCGUGACGCGCCGGGUGCCUCCCAGGAACUACCAGUACCACCACGAGGUCGCUGACUUGGAGACGAAAGCUGUGCCGUUCAAAUGGCGCAUCGUCGGCGGUACUGAGGUGGACAUCACAAACAUUCCGUACCAGGUCAUGUACGGGCUGUACUGUGGAGGAUCGCUCAUCGCUCCUAUCUGGGUGCUCACUGCAGCUCACUGCAGAGAUAAAGAGAAAUUCGUCCUAGCCGGCGCCACUCGCCGCAGCCAAGCCACCCGCUACAAGGUCUGCGCGCACUUCAUCCACCCCCGCUGGGACGACGAGAACAAGAUACACCCCCAAGACUUUGACUACCAGCUGGUGCUGCUGGAGACGCCGGUCCCGGUGACGCCCAGCUCCAGGCCCAUUGCGAUCGGGAAUGUGGAGGAAGUCACGCCGGGGGCUGUGGUGUCUGUUAGCGGGUGGGGGUAUACUAGGGCUAAGGAACGGCACAUGCAAGAGAUUCUCCGGCGGGUGUACGUGCCCAUCAUGUCGCACGACCAGUGCGUGUCCCUCCCCAACCAGAACUACCGGACCAUCAGCCCUAGAAUGUUCUGCGCCGGAUUCAUUAACGGGACAAAAGACUCUUGUCAGGGAGACUCCGGCGGCCCAGCGGUCCACAACGGCAAGCUGAUCGGCCUGGUGUCCUUCGGGGUGGGCUGCGCUCAAAAGGACCAGCCAGGGGUGUACAGCAACGUGCCGCAGGUCCGCGACUGGAUCCGCAGCGUCACCACGCUGCCGCUGUGAGGGUUUGAUCA